AUGUUUUAUUUCUUUUUCUCUCUUUCUUCAACACGCCUUUCUUUUUUCUUUAUUUUUCUCUCGCUUCUUUCCUCACUUGGCUUACGGCCAUAUCAGCAAAAAACUUUUCUUUCUUUUUCUGUUUUUCUUUUUUCAUUCUUUCUCUCUUUCUUUUUUUCAUUCUUUCUUUCUUUCUUUUUUCAUUCUUUCUUUCUUUCUUUUCCCUUUCUUUCUUUAUUUCGUUCUUUCUUUCUUUCUUUCUUUCUUUUUUUUCCUCACUUCUCCCAUUCUUCCCUUUAUCUUUCCUCCUUCUCGAUCUUUUUGACUCUUCGUUUCAAAUUUCUUUUCUUAUUCUUUCUUCCUUCCUCCCUCCUUUCCUUCCUUUUUUCUUCCUUCCUUCCUUCCUUCCUUCCUUCCUUCCUUCCUUCCUUUUCCUUCCUUCCUUCCUUCCUUCCUUCCUUUCCCUUCCUUCCUUCCUUCCUUCCUUCCUUCCUUCCUUCCUUCCUUUAUUCUAUGUCGUUUCUUACUUUCCUUAUUUCCUUCCUUUCUCCCUCCCCCUCCCUCCUUCCUUCCUUCCUUCCUUCCUUCCUUCCUUCCUUCCUUCCUUCCUUCCUUCCUUUAUUCCUAUGUCGUUUCUUACUUUCCUUAUUUCCUUCCUUUCUCCCUCCUUUCCUUCCUUCCUUUUCCUUCCUUCCUUCCUUCCUUCCUUCCUUCCUUCCUUCCUUCCUUCCUUCCUUCCUUUCCUUCUUCUUUCCACUACUAAUCAGUCUCUAUAUUUCAAUACAUAUUCUAUCCAUUGUCUUACAGAUUUUCUGCCCUUCUAUCUAUCUAUCUAUCUAUCUAUCUAUCUAUCUCUGUUCAUAUCUAUCUACCUAUCUAAUUUGGUUCAUAUCUUACGACGUCUGUAUUUUCUCAGUCUAUGUAUGGAUCUAUAUACCUGUCUACCUGUCUAUUUCUCAAAAUCCAAAUUUGGUCAUUUCUAACGCCUUUGUGGUUCUCUCUCUCUCUCUCUCUCUCUCUCUCUCUCUCUAUCUAUCUAUCUAUCUCUAUCUAUCUCUAUCCUUCGAUCUAUCUAUCUAUCUAUCUCGUUUUGGGCAUGUCUCUCAAUCUAUCUGUCUGUCUGUCUACCCCCUGCCUAUCUGCCUAUCUAUCUAUCUAUCUAUCUAUCUAUCUAUCUAUCUCGUUUUGGGCAUGUCUCUCAAUCUAUCUGUCUCUCCGUCUACCUCCUGUCUAUCUAUCUAUCUCAUCUAUCUAUCUAUCUAUCUAUCUAUCUAUCUCGUUUUGGGCAUGUCUCUCAAUCUAUCUGUCUGUCCGUCUACCUCCCUGCCUAUCUAUCUAUCUAUCUAUCUAUCUAUCUAUCUAUCUAUCUCGUUUUGGACAUGUCUCUCAAUCUAUCUGUCUGUCCGUCUACCUCCCUAUCUAUCUAUCUAUCUAUCUAUCUAUCUAUCUAUCUAUCUAUCUAUCUAUCUAUCUCAAUUGUUCAUAUCUAUCUAUCUCAAUUGUUCAUAUCUAUCUAUCUCAAUUGUUCAUAUCUAUCUAUCUAUCUAUCUAUCUAUCUAUCUCAAUUGUUCAUAUUUAUCUAUCUCAAUUGUUCAUAUCUAUCUAUCUAUCUAUCUAUCUAUCUCAAUUGUUCAUAUCUAUCUAUCUCAAUUGUUCAUAUCUAUCUAUCUAUCUAUCUAUCUAUCUAUCUAUCUAUCUCAAUUGUUCAUAUCUAUCUAUCUCAAUUGUUCAUAUCUAUCUAUCUAUCUAUCUAUCUCAAUUGUUCAUAUCUAUCUAUCUCAAUUGUUCAUAUCUAUCUAUCUAUCUAUCUAUCUAUCUCAAUUGUUCAUAUCUAUCUAUCUCAAUUGUUCAUAUCUAUCUAUCUAUCUAUCUAUCUAUCUCACUGUUCAUAUCUAUCUAUCUAUAUCACUUUCAUAUCUCUCUCUUUAUCUCUCUCUAGUUAUCUAUCUCUCUAUCUAUCUCACUGUUCAUAUCUAUCUAUCUAUCUAUCUAUCUAUCUAUCUAUCUAUCUAUCUAGCAAUCUAUCUCUUUAUCUAUCUCAUUGUUCAUAUCUAUCUAUCUAAUUUGUUUCAUAUUUGUCUACCUUUCUCACUGUUCAUAUCUAUUUAUCUCUCUCUCUCCAUCUCUUUCUGUCUAUCUCACUGUUCAUUAUCUAUCUAUCUAUCUAUCUAUCUAUCUACAUCACUGUUCAUAUCUAUCUAUCUAUCUAUCUAUCUAUCUAUCUCACUGUUCAUAUCUAUCUCUCUAUCUUUCUCUCUAGCUAUCUAUCUCUCUAUCUAUCUCAUUGUUCAUAUCUAUCUAUCUUUCGCACUGUUCGUAUCUAUUUAUCUAUUUCUCUCUCUCUCUCUCUCUCUAUCUCUUUCUAUCUAUCUCACUGUUCAUUAUCUAUCUAUCUAUCUAUCUAUCUAUGUCACUGUUCAUAUCUGUCUAUCUUUCUAUCUAUCUCACUGCUCAUUAUCUAUCUAUCUAUCUCACUCUUCAUAUCUAUCUAUCAAUCCUUACUUCCUAAUAUUUUCGAAAAAUUUAGUGUUUUGUCUAAUUAAAAAUUUGAACGUCACUUUUAUUCACCUAACUUCUACGAUUAGCGUCGAUUGA
This is a messenger RNA of Acanthosepion pharaonis, 2574 nucleotides long. The record is from the annotation of a GenBank genome assembly. Lineage: Eukaryota; Metazoa; Mollusca; Cephalopoda; Sepiida; Sepiidae.